CAGAGAGCAGAGGUGGCGCAGAGAGAGGCAGAGGCCUUAAAGGAACAGCUCUCAUCACUCAACAAAUCUCUUCAGCAUGCCCCACAGACGCAGAAACCGCCUGAUACUACGCUGGAGGGAACGGCACGCUCCAAUAUGGAGGUUGAACUUACGGCAAAGGAGAGGGAAAUUGCUCAGCUUGUGGAAGAUGUACAGAGGUUACAGGCCAGUCUUACUAAACUUCGAGAAAAUUCUGCCACUCAAAUAUCGCAGCUUGAGCAGCAGCUGAACACCAAGAACAACACUCUUAAGCAACUUGAAGAAAAACUGAAAGGGCAGGCUGAUUAUGAAGAAAUAAAGAAGGAGCUCAACAUUCUGAAGUCCAUGGAGUUUUCCCAAUCUGAAGGACCAGGCGGUCAGGAUGCAUCGAAACCAUUGGAGGUUUUGUUGCUGGAAAAGAACCGCUCCCUGCAGUCGGAGAACGCCACGCUGCGAAUUAGCAACAGUGACCUGAGCGGGUCAGCCAGGAGAAAAGGGAAAGACCAGCAUGAAACUCAGCGCCCUGCAACCUUGCCGGCCUCCCCUCCCUCUCAGUUGCUCCGCAAUGCAGGGGAGCAGGCUUCCAAUACUAAUGGUACACACAAGUUCUCACCAACGGGUUUAAACCAAGACUUUUUCAGCUUAUCCAUUGCAAGCCCUUCUUUGCCCUUGGCCUCCACUGGGAAAUUUGCACUAAAUUCACUUCUCCAGCGACAGCUUAUGCAGUCCUUCUACUCCAAGACAAUGCAGGAAGCAGGAAGCACAAGCAUGCUUUUCUCAACAGGUCACUUCAGCACAAACUCCAUAUCUUCCCAAAGUCCACUGCAGCAGCCAAGCCCGGAUGUAAAUGGCAUGGCUCCUUCACCGAGCCAGUCCGAGAGCGCUGGAAGCGUCUCAGAAGGUGAAGAAAUAGACACUGCAGAAAUUGCACGCCAAGUGAAAGAGCAGUUGAUCAAGCACAAUAUUGGGCAACGUAUCUUUGGACAUUAUGUACUGGGAUUAUCACAAGGGUCUGUGAGCGAGAUCCUGGCCAGGCCCAAACCUUGGAAUAAAUUAACUGUACGAGGGAAGGAGCCUUUCCACAAGAUGAAGCAGUUCCUGUCUGAUGAGCAGAACAUCCUUGCACUACGGAGUAUACAAGGCCGACAAAGAGAGAAUCCAGGCCAGAACCUGAACAGACUGUUUCAGGAGGUACCGAAAAGAAGAAAUGGGUCUGAAGGAAAUAUUACCACACGGAUAAGAACUUCAGAGACAGGCUCAGAUGAAGCCAUUAAGUCUAUUCUAGAACAAGCCAAAAGAGAACUGCAGGUGCUAAAGACUGUUGAGCCGGCUCAGCCCUCUUCAGCAUCUAGCAGUGGUAAUUCUGAUGACACUAUUCGGUCCAUUCUACAACAAGCAAGACGAGAAAUGGAAGCCCAGCAAGCUGCUUUUGAACCUGCCUUAAAAACGGCAUCUCUGUCCCAAGCUGAUCUUGCCAUCAUUUCUCCAAAACUUAUCUCUACCACUGCAGUCUCUUCAGUGUCUAGUUACUCUCCCUUAACCAUGUCACUGAAGAAACACACACCCGUUCUGGACUCUGGCAUCUCUACCUUACAGAGCCUUUGUAGUGUAAAAAAAGAGCCCCAAGAGACGUCAAUGUUAGACAUUCAUAGCAUGACUGAAUCUACGCAGGGAAUGCUAAGGCAUGUAAAAAAUGAGCUGGGACGAGGUACUGCAUGGAAAGACCAUUGGUGGAACACUGUUCCACACGACAGGAGGACCACAGCACCAAUUGAAGACACAAAAGUUGAAGAGUCCAACUGCACAAAGGAGAAACUUAUCACUCAGAACAGGCCAGACCGACAAGGGCCCUCGUCUUCUUCUGAGUACUGGAAGGAGUGGCCAAAUGCUGAAUCUCCGUAUUCGCAGAGCUCAGAAAUCAGCAUGACAGGAGCCAGCCGCAGUGAAACACCCCAGAACAGUCCGUUGCCUUCAUCUCCAGUUGUAUCUAUAACCAAACCAAGCAAACCAUCUGUCCCUCCACUAACUCCUGAACAGUAUGAGGUGUACAUGUACCAAGAGGUGGACACCAUAGAGCUCACCCGCCAAGUUAAAGAGAAACUUGCAAAAAAUGGAAUCUGCCAAAGGAUAUUUGGUGAAAAGGUGCUGGGCCUGUCACAGGGCAGUGUCAGUGACAUGCUAUCCAGGCCGAAACCCUGGAGCAAGCUGACCCAGAAAGGCCGGGAACCAUUCAUUAGAAUGCAGCUAUGGUUGAACGGGGAGCUUGGGCAGAGCGUCUUGCAGUCACAAGGACAACAACAAGGACAAGGUACUAUAAAUAAAACUUUGUGUGAGCCUUGCUGUACACCACCUUAUUUUCCUCUUUUACUCUGUUUAAAGGGAUUUUGGCAGCAGGCAGUGAUAUAG
This is a messenger RNA of Staurois parvus, 2424 nucleotides long. The record is from the annotation of a GenBank genome assembly. Lineage: Eukaryota; Metazoa; Chordata; Amphibia; Anura; Ranidae.